AUGUCGGCAUUGGAAAGGUUAAAACAACUGGAACGUCUCUAUUUGUGUGGUGCGCCAUACGAAUCGUCAUUAUCAUUGGAGACGUUGUUGGAUUCCUUAGUCUGUCUGUACGAUGAGUGCUGUAGCUCAACGUUGCGACGAGAGAAAUCUAUCGCGGAAUUCGUGGACUAUGGUAAGUAUUUAUUACUGUGUUUUUGAAAUUUUAGGUAACCGAAGUUUGAUUUUGGAGGUAAUGAUGGAUUUUUAAAUAAAUCUGACGUCUUGAAGAUUAAGUUUUGAGUUGCUUAAGUAAAAUUUAUUUUAUUUUCAGCAAGACCAACUGUAAGUCAAGUAAAAGCUCUGAGGUUAUCGAGAGAUGACUUUGAUGUGCUUAAAGUUAUCGGUAGAGGCUCAUUUGGUGAAGUUGCUGUUGUAAAGUUAAAAAACACAGAUAAGGUAAGAACUUAUUUUGAAACAUCAAAGAAAAGAGAAUGAAAUACUUAACGAUUUAUGACUAUAAACUAAAACUUUAGGUAUAUGCAAUGAAGAUUCUUAACAAAUGGGAAAUGUUAAAACGUGCCGAAACCGCGUGCUUCAAAGAAGAACGUGAUGUGAUGGUAUUUGGGGACAGACAAUGGAUAACAAAUAUUCACUUCGCCUUUCAAGACGAGAAGAACCUGUAUUUAGUUAUGGAAUAUUAUGUUGGCGGAGAUCUACUAACCUUAUUAUCAAAGUUCGAAGUCCGACUUCCAGAAUCCAUGACUCGCUUCUACGCGGCCGAAAUGAUUUUGGCCAUAGACUCGGUUCAUCGUCUCGGCUACGUACAUCGUGACAUAAAGCCGGAUAACAUUCUCCUCGACCGGUCGGGUCAUAUUAAACUGGGCGAUUUUGGAAGUUGUCUUAAAAGGCUUGAGGAUGGUACGGUUAGAGCCACAACGGCAGUAGGUACACCUGAUUACAUAUCGCCGGAGACGUUGAGGGCCGUGGAGAGUGGACACGAGACGUAUGGAGCCGAAUGUGAUUGGUGGUCGUUGGGGAUCUGUAUGUACGAGAUGUUGUUUGGUGAAACACCGUUUUAUGCUGACAGUUUGGUCGAUACGUACGGUCAGAUCAUGAAUCACGAGGUGAGGGAAAGUUGCAGAAUUAUGUUUUGAAGAGGGGAAAGUUAUGUCUUUGGCCGCAAAGUUAUGUUUUGAUGGUCAAAAGCUAUGUUUUGUGGGCUAAAGUAUUAUUUUUCGAAAGAAAUUUUAAGAAAAAUGAUGGUUUAAACUAAAAAUCAAUUUAAAAAUGACUUUUUUUAAAAAAAUAUUAUGUUUAUUACCUAAAAAGCUAAAAAUUUUUGGUGAACGUCCUUUAAAUGAGAUGAAAUCUUAAAAAAAGUAUAUAAAAUGUUUAAUUCUCUUAUUUUCAGCAAAUGUUCGAGUUCCCUGAUGAUAUCGAGAUCAGUGAAGCCGCUCGAGACUUAGUGUCAAAGCUGAUUUGUGCACGAGAACGUCGUUUAGGCAAAAAUGGUCUAGAAGACUUUAGAAACCAUCCGUUUUUCGAAGGAAUCGACUGGGAAAACAUCAGAAAUGGUAAGAAUUUUACGUUUUUUGAAAGGAAAAAUGAUUUUUGUAGGAUUUAGAAGUUAUAGAGCAUUUUUCUUUUAAAAAAUUGUUUGGAAAUGGAGUUUUUGGGAUUUAAAAUGAUUUUUUAAAAUUUUUCAAACUCAAAAAAUUCAGUUUAAAAAAAUUAAAAUUUUGAGUUUUAUGAUUUCUAUGUUAAUAUCCACCUUUGCAGCCACAGCCCCGUACGUCCCAGAAGUCUCAUCCGAAACCGAUACCUCCAACUUUGACGAAUUUGAAAACGAUUUCACCCCGGUCAACACUCAACCACCCAAUGUCACAGCCGCCUUCACAGGCCACCACCUACCCUUCGUAGGCUUCACAUACACACACGGUAGUCAGCUAAGUGAUAUGUGCAACCUUGUUGACGCCACAACAUUGGAAAGUGUAGAUAAUGGCAAAAGUGAUAAGCUAGAUCAGCUAGAACGGGAAAGAAACGAUCUCCAAAGACAAAUCUCGGAAGUUUUGGGUGCUACGAAGAAUGACGAAUCAGAAACCAUCAUUGCUCAGCUGAAGGAUGAGAUUCAGAUCCUGAAGAGGCGGCUUGAAGACGAUGCGAACUUGGCCAGGCCAGUUAAGGAUGUUAAUGUAGAAGAGAUGGAAAAGAAGUUAAAGGAGUUGAAGGACAAGAAUCGACAAUUGAUUUUGGAGAAACAGGAUUUGCAAAGGGUAAGGAUUAGAAAAAGUGUGAAGUUUUGGUGGAAUUUGUUUUUAAAGUUUUAAAAAUAGCUUUAAACUUGAAAAAUUUGAGUUUUAGAGCCUAAAAAUGAAGUUUACAGGAAAAUUUAAAAAAUAAUAGUUAAUAAUUUUUUAUAAAAUUUAGGAGCUAGAAGACAAUGCGGAACGCCUAACCACGGUAAUAACAACUCAAUCCGAAUCCGGCCAAGAACUCGAAAAGCUGAAAGCUCAACUAACUCAAACAGAAGAAGCUCUAGAAGAAGAGAAAAACACUCGCUUUCAACUAGAAAACGAGCUAAACCACAUCCAACAAACCUUCAAACAACUUUCUGAACGAACAGAAUCAUUAGAAUCCGAUAAUCAAAAGCUUAAAGCCACGGCAGAAGAAGCCGAACUACGUUCAGAACAACUAGAAAAAGACCUAGAUGCUCAAAAGAUUGCCCUACGUGUAUUACAAACAAAACUAGAUGUAGAAAGCUCAAAGGGAGACGAAGGUGAAGAAGUGAAGCGUCUGAAUCAAGAACUCCAAAAGCUUCAAGAGCAUUCGAACGAGUUGAGAGCGGCCGAAGAGAAGAAACGUGCUGAAAUUGUGGAGAAUUAUCGAAAAGAAGUAGAUGAACUACAUGCGAGACUGAAGAAACAGGCUCAAGAAUACGAAGAAGGACAAUGGAGGUUGGAGCAACAGCAUGGGGAGAGAGUGGAGAAGCUGGAAGGAGGCAUGAACAAGAAGAUCCGAGGCUUGGAAGUUGAGGUUGCUGAGUUGAAGGAGGAGAACGACACAUUGAAGGUCGAGAAUCAGAAUUUGGAACAGAGACUGUAGGUUUUGGGAGGGUUUUACAUGAUGGAGUAGUUAAAGGAACUUUGUUUUAGAAUUAUUUAGCCAAAGAUAAUAUAUUUAUUUUGUAAUUUUCAGUCAAAACACCAUGCCCUCAUACAGCCCAGAAGAGAUGGAAGAGCUUCUCCGAAUGGUCAGCGACGGCCGAGAAUCCCGCGACCAUCUACAAGGCCUAGUCUCUCGACUAGCAGCCGAUGUGGAAUCGCUAGCUCAUCAAUCCAAAUCUCCACAAACUCCGAAUGGCCAAAAACAGAAUCUUUACUCGAAUACACCCUACGGCACGAACGACAAGGCGUGGGGAUCAAGGAGAAUGACAAAACAGGCUAAAUAUGGCAGAUUUGAAGCUCAACAACAGCUUGAAGCCGAAAUACGAGCGAAACAACAGGUUCAGGAGGACUUGAGGAAGAUGAGGACAAAGUACGAUGAAAUGGAGAAGAAUUUCCACAUGACUAGGAGGAGGGUAAGGUUUGGUUUUUGGCUUUGUAAUGAAUGUUUACUGUUUUUAAUGACAAAUGCUGUAACGAAAGUUUGUGCAAUUUAAAAAUAUUGUUACAGGUGGCAGAACUCGAGCGCUACGAAAGUGAAUGUCAGGUUCUGCGGGAGCGACAGAAUUAUGAAAUGUCACCUACCAGUAAUCAUCUGAUGAAUCCUUCAUUCUUCAACACAAUGAAUCAAAAUGAACUUGGUCCUGCCUAUGGGUCUUUCAGUAGGUUUAUUUCUAUGUUGUGUACUAAAUGUAAUUGUGUUAUAUAUAAGUAACGUUACUAUCGGAGACCUCGCUACUUCUAAAUUUUAUUUUUAAAUCAAAAUGGACAAAGUUUUGGUCACCUGACAAAGAUAUUGAGAUUUUGCGAAUUUUCUUGAUAUCUUUGAGACCUAAUGGUUUUUGGUAGUUUUAUUGAAAUUUGAAAUCAUUUUUUUAAUUUUAUUUUUUAAAAUUUUUUAACUUUCAGAAACCCCAUCCGAACGUCGUCUGAUCUCCGAGUACGAAAGCCCCGUCCAACGCAACCUGAACUACAUGCAAAGGUCUGUUAGUUUGACAACUUGACACUUUUGUUGGCUUUUGCACCUUUUUCGUUGUUUUUUUGUUUUGUUUACGCUUUCACUUUUGUUUAUGUUUCACAUUGUUUUGACUUACUUUUUUACGUUAGCACUUGAUUUCGGUACAGUAUGGUAAAUUGGUUAAGAGGAACUAGGUGUAGUUGGCCAUGAAAGGGCUCAGAAGAGGGUUAUUUUGGCCUUUUUUGGUUUUUAGGUAGUUCUUUGACUUAUAUAGGCUUAGAGACUGGUUAGGCAUAUAUCGGCUUACAGGCUGGUUUGGCCUAGAUCAACCUAGUGCUGGAGAAAAAACUGGCUGGGAAUAAAAUUCAGGGUGGGCUUGAAAACCUAAAGGUAGUCUAACUAAACAUCUUGUUUUGGACUGUAAUGUAGUGGCAAAGGUUUAAGCUAAUUGGAGAAAAACCCGGCUCGGUCAUAAGUUAGAUUUGGCCAGGCCAUCACUUAGGUUUGGUUAGGCCAUAUGUUAGGCUUAUUCAGGCUAUAAGUUAGACUUGGUCAGGCUAUAAGAUAAGCUUGGUCAGACCAGACAUUCUAGGCUUGGAUGGUCAGAAUAAAGGUGUUUUUUCAAAUCCAAUAGAAUUUUAAUAAAACUUUAGUGAAGUUAGGUUAAAACUCAGAUUUUUUUGAAUUUAUGAAAAUUUAAUAAAAUUAAAAAGCAAGUUUUAGAAUUAAAUAUGGGUGGAAGUUGUCAUUAUUAGUGGUAGAAUUGUCUUAGUAUAUUGUAGAUCUUAAAAAUAGUUGUUAUGAGCUCAAUCGUUGUACAUAUUAUUCACUUUGCUCAGACUUUGCAUAUCUUUUAUCUCACUUGAAUGUUACAAAUUUCACAAUUUACGGUUAUGUUGUUUUCUAGUUUUCGAAAAAGUUUUUUUUAUUAUUUGAAGGUUUUUUUAAAUUCGAAUUUAUAGAAGUUUUGUGUGAAGCAAAAAGAAUGGCGCGUUUUGAUCCUUUGUGGUCAUUAGAAGUUAUUCAAUUUGCUUUAGUGUACUAGACUGUCUUUGGAAAUUCAUUUUUUUUAAAUUUUUUUUGAAAGGUUUAAAGCUUUAGGGCUAGUAUUUUAGCAAAAGUUGAAAAAUUUUAAAUUUUGAAAGCAUAUCACAAAACUUUGAGCUCUUAAAAAUGUCUUUUACCGCUAUAGUCGUCUGGUCCUACUUUUUAACAUUUAUUUUUGUGAUUUUAUUGUGAAUAAACACAUGUUUUACACCUCACUUUGUCUUUUUUUUGCUUUGUUUUGCAAUUUUACAAGUAGUUUUGGCAAUGAAAUAAUCUUCAUUUCGACUACAUAACUUAUAGUAGAGGUAAAGGUGUUGUAAUAUAGCAUAAAAUUCGAAAUUUGAAAUGGUUUGGGUAUUUUCGUUGGGUGUUUUAGUUAGGAAAAUAAAUUGUACUUUAUUUUAAAAAACUGAGUUGGGCUAUGCACGAGUGAAAUUUGUUUGUUUUUACAAUUUAUGUUAGUUACCGAAGUUGUUAUAGGUAUGUAGUAUAAUAAAAACUAAGGAGAACGUAUUUUAUGUUAACUGCAGCUAAAGUAUUACUUGGUUUGCUUUAUUUUUUUGCACUUUGUUCACUAUAUUAUAGUAUGAACAAAGUAUUGUUGUUUCAUAACGUGAGAACCUUUGUCUAUGUACGGCAAGACUUUUUUACCUUUUACUAAAUACAAAACUCUUCGCUUAAAUCUAAAAAAAUUAAAUUGAACUUCUUUUUUUCAGUAAUCCAUCCUACGAGAACACUUUUUCAUCAGCAAGUCCGUUGGCUUCAUUCUAUGCCGCUUCAACUCCAGAACCUCAACAUCGGCCGAAAGCUCAUCCCAAGUCAGUGCAAAGUAUUAACAAUGCUUUGAAUGGAAAAGGCCAUAAAUUUGCAUAUGCUGUGUUGAGAGGACCGACCAAAUGUGGCUAUUGUUCUUCAAUUUUGGUUGGUCUGGACCGGCAGGGUAAGGGGGAAGGGGUUGCGUUAAAAGGUAAGGUAGGGUAGGAUAAAGUAUUAUAGGGUACGGUAGGGUAAUAUCCUAUGGUAGGAUAAAGUAUGGCAGGCUAAAAGACUGGUUCAGUAGAAUUUUAAAAAUUUUUCGUUUUUUUGAAAAUUUUAAAAAAGUUUUUUAAUGUCUUAUAGUAAGAUAUAAGCGUUUGUUGUUACUGUGAAUCAUUAGGGAACGUCUCAAUAGAUAUUCAAGCAGAUUAAACCACGAUUUUGAGGCUUUAUUUUUGCGUCUCGAGGCGUUUUUAGUCAAUUUUUUUAUAAAUUUUUUUUUCGAUAUUAGUAUAGGUUUUAUGGGGUAAAAUAUUACUUAAAGUAAUAUUUUUAAGUAUAUUUUGGUGAAUUUUAAGGUAAAAUACGAGUUUACAUAUUUGUUUAAUAAAUAUGAUGUCUGAACUUAAACAUAAACAUAAUACUUUCAGGAAUGAUAUGCCAAGACUGUCACAUCCCUUGCCACGUGAACUGUGUUUCCAAAAUCCCCAACGAUUGUCCGAUAGCUGAAAAAGACCGCCGACCAUUAGGUAUCGAUCCCCAAAAGGGCAAAGGAACGGCCUAUGAAGGCUUCGUCAAGACUCCGAAGCCGGCUGGCAUCAAGAAAGGCUGGCUCACGACCUAUGUCGUAGUGUGCGACUUCAAGUUGUUCUUGUACGAUUGUGUCUGUGACAAGCAUGGCAAAGCCGUCCAAGUCGAGACCAACAUCCGCCAAGUCUUCGACAUGAAGGACCCCGAGUUCAGGGUGGAUAAGGUUACGGAGAACGAUGCGAUCCACGCCUCAAAAUCGGAGCUGCCAAGGAUAUUUAAAGUGACCUGUUCACAAGUUUGUGGCCCUCCAAAUGGCAGUGACACGAUGGGAUCUCAGUCUUCGAACUCAUCUACUUCAUCUCCUCAAAGCCCGUUACGACAAUAUGCUCUACUGAUGGCUGAUACUAAGGAGGAAGCUUACAAAUGGACUAUAGCUUUGUGUGAACUAAAGGCUAUGUCGACAAAGACGAAUCUGGAAGUAAAGACGGCUUAUGGAGUGAAGGAGCUAGUUGAUAUGACAGCUUUGCCAAUGUUAAAGACUGCUCAUUGUGGGGCAUUGAUUGAUAAUCAACGAUUUGUGGUUGGCUUCCAGGAUUGUGGACUAAUGUGUGUGGAGCUGGAGAAAGAGGUAAGGGAAAUGUUGAGAAUGUUACUUCUUUUUAAAAAAUGAAUUGAAAUUGAAAACUUGAAUUUGAUUUGAAAAAAGUUAUGUUUUUGGAUAAAUGGUACUGGAGUUUAAAGAAUAGUACUGUUUUCUAUAAUAGAGCGCUAAUUUGUAAAAGAGUACUAUUUUUUCAUACGAUUGCACUUUAUAUUGAAAAGUAGUGCAACGUGUGGUAAAGAGUACUAUUUACUAAAAAACGGUACUAUAAUAUAUUUGGAAGAACAUUACUAUACUUUAAAAAAUAAUGUUAUGUACGAAAAGUUAGUACUAGGUUUUGAAAGACGAUACUAAAUCCGAAAAAAGUACCAUUUUUUUAAAGUUGUACUUUCUUUUGAAAGAGUACUAUUUUUAAGACAUGGUACAAUUUUUUGGAAAAAAUACUUUUUUUUAAAUUGUACUUCAAAAAGACUAUUAUUAAAAUAAUCCUGUACCUCAUGACCCUAAAAAUUUGCUUUGAAAGAGAUGGAACGAAAUUAGUUGAACAACUUAAUAUUUCUUGACAGUGUUCUUAUUUGAAAAACAUCACCGUUAUUUAAAAAAGGGUGUCGCAUUAAAAAAAACAGUCCCACAGUUGAAAAGCAACACUAUUUUUCACGGAAAUUAUUAAUUUUAUUUAAAAAAAUUUUUUAUAAAUCCAAAAAAUUUUACUGUUUAACUCAUAUUCUUCAGACAAUAACCCCAGUCGGCGGAGAAAAAGAGAACAACAAGCGAUUUGUCGAAAAAGUAGAGUACGACCAAGAAGAACAACUUCUGGUAGCAAUCGUUGGCAAUCAAAAGGAUCGUCACGUCCGUCUGAUUCCAACGGCCGCUCUGGACGGCCGAGAACUGAAAUGGAUCAAAGUGGCAGACACGAAAGGCUGUCAUCUAAUCUGUGUUGGCAGUGGUGCCAAAGGCCAACAACGAACCGAACCAUCAGCCAAUGGUGCUCCAGUCCCAACCCAAGUACCAAACCAAUCAGCUCCACAUUACUUUGCUGUGGCUGUUCAGAAGAGUGUGAUUGUUUAUGAAAUCAAUAGGCUGGAGAAGAGACAUCACAGGCUGAGGGACUUUGCCAUGCCCGCUUUGCCACAGACGAUGAGAAUCAUUGGAGGAAGGCUUUAUGUUGGGUAUAUGAGUGGAUUCAGGGUCUGGGACUUGUUGGACAACUCACAGACUUGUAGGUUUACUGUUUGAAAUUUCUGGGUAGGGUAGAGUAGUGUAUGAUCGGUUAUUAUAAUCUAUGAUAAUGUAAAAUGCGAGUCUAUUUUAUAAAUUUCAGCUCUAGUAAACCUAGAAGACGGUUCCCUUCAGUUCCUCAACAAAACUCUAUACGAUGCUCGUCUCCUAGUCCCAGUAGACGAUUCAGACUUACCAUCUCAAUACCUUCUCGUAUUCAAUAAUAUGGCAGUCUACGUGGACGCCUACGGUCAUCGUUCAGCGCCUCAGGAGAUAAUGUUCCCAUGUAAAGUGGGAGAGAAUGGAUUCGCUUACCAUGCUCCGUAUCUUUGUUUGUACUCUGAGUAUGAGAUUGACGUUUUCCAUGUACCAAGCGGUGAAUGGGUACAGACGAUCAACUUGAGGAAGGCACGACCAUUGAGUGGAGAUGGACUGCUGAGUUUGUGUUAUGUGAAUGACAUGCCUUAUCUGAUCUAUUUGAGUAGCCUUCUUGAAGGUAUGUACUAUAUUUUGAAAAGUAUUACUAUAUUGUGAAAAAUGGUACUAAAUUUUGAAAAUUAGCACUAUUAAGGACUAAAAUUUUUAAAAAUUAAAAUUUUUUUAUAUUUGAAAAUUGAAUUUUAGCUCCAGAAUCGCAACUCUACGUCCCACCAACCUGUCAAUCCACGAUAACAUCAGCCAAGGGCGUGCAAAAACGGCGGCGAAAGUUUUCGGUUCGAACGGCCAGAGACGACUCACAAAGUCGAAGCGAUCGAAGAUCCGCUCUCCCAAUCUCAGGGCCUUCAGGCUUCGUCCACGUGGUACACAUGGGACCGGGAAGUGUGCACGAUCUUCAGAACCAUCUCAUGGAUCUGAGAAGCCCGAACUCAACGAAUAAUACCGGGAAUACUAGUGGCUAUAGCUCGGAAAAGGUAGGGUAAUAUAGGUUUUGGAAAGCAUUUUUGGGAUUUUUCAAAAUUUUGAAAUAAAAAACUUUUUUUGAAAUACAGUGGAACUCCUGUAUAACGAAUCGCUCGGGGACUUGAAAUUUGUUCGUUAUAAAGGAGUUUCGUUAUACAGGAGUUUUAAAUGCACUGUGCAGUGGUAGACGGGAAUUUAAAAGUUGUUCGUUAUACGAGAGUUUCGUUAUAGAGGAGUUCGUUAUACAGGAGUUCCACUGUAUUUGAUUUAUUUUUUUUUAAUUUUUGCUUUUAAUCAAGGUAUAAUAGGAAAUAUAUUUUUUUCGAAUAUUUGAUUUUGAAUGCAAUUUUUUUGUUUUGUUCGAUAUUGUAGUAGAGGUCAAUAUUGUGAUAGUGGUUGAUUGAUAUCGUGAAAUAUAGUGGUAGUUUGAGCUUUUUGUUGUUAUAGGAAGGUAAAAUGUAGUACGAUAAAUAUAUACGGCUUGAAACUUAAUUUUAUUUAUGAAGUAUCAGCUGAUAAAUAAGUUUUGUCGUCAUUUCACUAUGUUUUGCAUGGCAAUGUACGACAAAACUUUUUUAAAACGUUUUUAUGUGGGGCCUUGACCAAAAGAUAUAUUAGGUUGUGAAAAUAAUUCUGAGCCACUACUAAAAGCUAAGUUUUGCGGUCAAGGGGGCUCAGAAUUAUUUGAACAAUCUAAUAUUUUACUUUUUUAAAGUUUUUUGGUUUUUUUAGUAGUUUUUGAUUAUUUUUGGGUAUUUAAAAUAAUUAAAUAUUUUUUUUCAAUGAAUUUUGAAUCUAUCUCUAAUUUAAUCACCUAACCCUUCAAACACUUAAUUUUUCCGAACUAACUGGGUUUUCUUAUUUGGUGUUUUAGACGCGCUACCCCAACAUUCAGGCCGUCCAACGGUCGGCUAGUGCUUCAGCUUCAUCACAACACGGUCUGGGAGCGGUGCUUCAUCAAGGCUAUCAUCACAGCCUACAACAACAACGCCCGUUGAGUUCACAUAGCCGAAACUCGGAUGGUAAGCUGUAACUCUGUCGUUUUGUAUGGUAACUUUGUUCAUAUAGUAAUUUUAAAGUUCUAUUAUAUAAUACUGAUUAGUACUAGUACAUAGUACUUUUUAGUACAGUAUUAUAGUGUUUUAUAAUGCUAUGGUAUUUACAGCUUUAUAAAAUAGUGCUUUAUAGUACCAUAAUCUAGUAUUAUCAUGUAGUACGAUAAAACUGCUUUACAAAGUACUAUAAUUUAAUACUACGCAGUAUUUAUAUGUUGCUUUAUAUGUUGGUGAUUGGGUGUGGUAGUUGGCUUUUUCUAUGGCGAUGGUGUUUCUUUAAGUUCUAGUUUUUUAAAAAUUUUUGUGAAAAUUUGAAAAAAAAAUUUUUGUUAUACUGUUUACUUUACCCGGUCUGUGUUAAUUUAGGGCCGGACUGGGCCUAGUAAGCCCUCUUUCAGAUCGGAUUGCUUUUGAUAUUUUCUUGGUUGAGUAUGAUGUUGUUGUAAUGGUUUUUGCUUUCUUUUUUAGUUUUAUUUAAAAAUUUGAACUGUGAAUAAAAAAAAUUUUUUGGAAUUUUGAAGGUCAUUUAUUAUAAAAUAAAAAAAUUUAAAUUUUAAAACAAUAACAAAUGUAACAAAGUUUGACUGAAGUUGAUUAACACUGCUUUCAGGAUCAUCAUUAGGCAAAGACUCGAGGUAUCGAGACUCAUCGCUGUCACAAUCCAACAUUACAGUAUCUUCAAGCACAAUAGGACUCAAUGAUUCUAUGGACAGUUACUAUUUGGUGAGUUCAUGAUGUCUGACACUUGAGGUCAAUAAUUAAGUAUUGAAUGGGUUAGGUUGUUCAACUAAUUCUGUGCUUUCUAUCAAGGCAAAUUUUUGGGGUUAAAGGGUACAGAAUUAGUUGAACAACCUAAUAGUACUAACUUUUUUCAUUUUUUGAAGUUUUUUUUAGUUUUUUUAAAAAAUAUUGGUAAAUGUUUGUAUAGUAAUGUGAAUGUACUGUAAUAUUGUGAAUUGUUACGGUAUUUUCAAAGUUUUUAAAAUUGUGAAAUGUUUUGUUUUGUCUAUGUUAAUAUCGUACCAGUUUAUUCGGAAUCCGUAUUUUACAUUGAUUAUCAUUUUUUAAUUAAAAAAAAUUUCUUUUGAAACCUUAAAACCUAACCAAUUUAAACCAACAACCCUCAUUCCAGGAACCGAUCUCUUCAACAAGGUCGGCCAACUCGUCCACCCCGAACGCCUUAAAACCGCUGCAACAGCCACCACCCCCACCGCCGCCCAGUCAAGCCCCACCCCCGGUACCAGUCGCUACCACAGUCUCCUGCGACCGCCAUGGCGCAAACCCAAGCCGAAUCAUCCCCACCGAAUAA
Molecule: messenger RNA, 11734 nt
Organism: Bursaphelenchus okinawaensis
Lineage: Eukaryota; Metazoa; Nematoda; Chromadorea; Rhabditida; Aphelenchoididae
Source: the annotation of a GenBank genome assembly